AUGGCCGCCUCGUUGUGUCAGUGUUUUCAGAUAUGUGUCAGAAGAGGUCUGCUGGUAUCCAGUUCCACAUAUAUGCUGCUUCACAACAGACCCCAUGUUUACAGGAUAUGUGGGUCUCUCACAGGUGUUCCACAGGUAAGGUACUCAACAGGUGAUGGAGGCGGUGGCAAGAAAGGUUUCCUGGGAGAAUUUCUGGACAACUUGAAGCAGGAGCUAAACAAGAACAAGGAAAUGAAGGAGAACAUCAAGAAGUUCAGAGAGGAGGCUAAGAAACUAGAGGAAUCUGAUGCAUUGAGAAAAGCUCGGAAAAAAUAUAAAACGAUAGAGUCUGAAACAAUGAAGACCUCAGAGGUCCUGAAAAAGAAGUUGGAGACCCUCUCAGAGACAGUAAAAGAAGGACUUGAGGAGGUCAGUCGUACUGACAUUGGAAAGAAGAUCAAAGAGGGUGUGGAUGAAGCCACAAAGACCGCCAAGAGCUCAGCGGAGUCUGUGUCCAAGAGUGGAGAAAUGUUGGGAAAGACUGGGGCAUUUAGGGCAAUAUCACAAGGAAUGGAGAAUGUGAAAAAGGAGAUUGAUGACCUGGGCCAUACUGGCCCCUACCGGCCCCCCAGUAGACUCAGGAAGAGGAGCGAGUUCUCUUCUAAGGGUGCAGGAGAUGACAGCAAAGUUUUCGAAGCCAAUGAGGAGGCCAUGGGUGUAGUGCUUCACAAAGACUCUAAAUGGUACCAGCAGUGGAAGGACUUCAAAGACAACAACGUGGUCUUCAACAGGUUCUUUGAAAUGAAGAUGAAGUAUGAUGAGAGUGACAAUGCCUUCAUCAGAGCAUCUCGUGCCGUCACAGACAAGAUGACUGACGUCAUAGGGGGACUGUUCUCUAAGACGGAAAUGUCUGAGGUUCUCACAGAGAUUCUGAAGGCGGACCCAUCCUUCGACAAGGAUUCCUUCCUCAAGCAGUGUGAAAGAGACAUCAUCCCCAAUGUACUCGAAGCCAUGAUCAGAGGGGAGCUGGAGGUACUGAAGGACUGGUGCUAUGAAGCGACAUAUAGCCAGUUGGCCCACCCCAUCCAGCAAGCCAAGGCAAUGGGACUGCAGUUCAACUCCAAGAUCUUGGACAUUGACAAUCUUGAUCUGGCAAUGGGAAAGAUGAUGGAACAGGGUCCAGUGCUUAUCAUCACUUUCCAGACUCAGAUGGUCAUGGUCAUCCACAACACUAAAGGAGAGGUGGUGGAGGGAGACCCUGAGAAGGUGCUAAGGAUGAUGUACGUGUGGGCUCUGUGUCGAGACCAGGAAGAGCUCAACCCAUACGCUGCCUGGAGACUACUCGACAUUUCUGCCUCUAGCACAGAACAGAUCCUUUAAGAAACUGACACAAGCACGUGUGCGCACACACACACACACACACACACACACACACACACACACACACACACAGGGACAGAAAAAAAUAUGCUCACCCCUGGGGCUGGCUUGAAAGAGAGGCACGUUGAUGGCUGGGAAGAAGGGGAGGAGUGGAAGGCAGGUGGCGAUGGAGGAUGAACAGGCAAAACAUGAGGCUCACUCUCCAUAGAAACAUUGACGUGUUGUGCUGCUAGAUAAAUCAACCACUCAGCUGUCCCCAUUGUGUUAUGCUGGCUUUGUGUUAAGGGCAUGACGGACACUCACCCCUAAACCUCAAACUCCCCUUCUCUGGGCGCUCCUACAGACUGGUCAGGCAGACAUGAAUAGAGGAGUCUAUUUCCUGUCUGGAUAUGCCAGUCAUUUCUCUGGCUGACACUAGGGGGCGGUACAUGACCAAGGGCCUUCCUUCUGUCUGUUCUAUCUGGCUUACUGUCUGCACAGCCGUCAGUUGGGACUUGAUGGCUCAGCGUAGCUGACAUUGGCUUUCAACUUUUUACCUUUUUAACCAGCAAGGGAUGACAAUGUUUACUCAUAUAUUUUGCCUUCUAUUUUUCCAUCUUAAUUUACCUCCUCAGAGAAAACAUCAUCCUCAUGGUUAACUUCUGUCCAAGGUUAAAGGUUAAAGAAAAGUGAUGUUAGUAAUCCAGGAAGUACUUUUGUAAUGAAACCUCUGACCUGGUUUAACAGGUUAUUCUUGUAUCACCAACAUCAUAGACCUGACUAAUAACGUUUUCUCCAACGAUCGUUCAUUCUCUCUCCCUCUGUCUUUCUAUCUUCUCUCACUUUCUGUCUCUGGGGGAAAACAUCUUGGAUGAUGGUGGUGGUGUUGUCCAUCAGGCCUGCGAGUCUCUUUGAUCCUUAUUUGUAUGAUAGCAGUCCAAUGUCAUUUUUAAAUGUGGAUAAAGUAUAUAUUUAUUAUGGAAAAUAAAGAUGACCCCUGUUUUUCACCUGUCACAGGUUUGACAAUAGCUUUUAACCUAACAUUACCAUAGCUUCAGGAAAUGCUUAAGCUUGCCUUUUAAAAGAAACUAUCAGGUGAAACCCUUAAGGGCUUGUUUUUUUACCAAAUCCUAAAUUUAAUAUUCUUUUUAAUACUUAAAUUGUUUUCUUUGGAAGCAAAUGCUAAAUCUGAUGUGAUUUUCACAGUAAACUUUCUAUAGCAAAGCUAGAACAUUUUUAUUUCUAAAUCAAAUAACAAUCAGGUAGAAAACACUCAGUUGCAUUGAGUGAAAUGUGGUGGCCUCUGUAAAAAUAUUACACAAAUUGGGAAUACAAUUUAUAUAUCUAUAUAUAUAUAUAUAUAUGUAUCUUCUUCUUCUUUGGGCUAGUUCCUUUUCCCAGGGGUCGCCACAGCGGGCUUGAUAGUUUCCAUCAGUAGGUACGCUGUGAAGGCACAGCGCCGAUGGUGGUCUUGUCAAUCCCCAUAAUGAUUUGGCAAAAUUUUAUGUCGGUUGCCCUCCCUGACACAACCACUAACCCUAUGGACCUUCUUUUUUACAAAAGAAAAAAAAAAGAAGCAAGGAUUUAGUUAUUUGUUACCCAAGGCAGAUAGUUCAUAUGGAAGCAGCAAUUUUGGGGGGGGGGGUAAAAAAAUAGAUGGAUAAUUGUCAUCCCAAUCCAUCCCUGGUUAUAAGUGCACCUCAAUUUACCAUUUCUAAGUAACAUAAAUAUGAUGCGCCAUGACUGAAGCUCUCUUCAUUGUACCCUUCAUCACAUCACCUACCUCAGUCUUAUGCCUCCAUCGUCAGGCAUUACUUUGAGACACAAGCACGACGUGCCUUGUUGCUGCUUCGUGUACGGCUGGUGGUGUGACUGUCUACAACCAGGUCUCUCAUAUUGGCAUUUCAGUCUGAUGGAAAAUUAUUAGGUUGUGGGGGCUAAAUUGCACCAAUUACACCUAGACCGUAGUUAAUGAUGGAGCAUGUGGCAUCUUUGUUUAUCAAUCUCUCCAUUCUUUUCAUAUUUGAUACCAGUGGUUGAGGGCGGAGGUGACAUGAGUCAACUCCGGACAUGACUAGGAUAGAGAGGGUAAUUGAUGGAUGGGACUCAAUGGGAUUUAUCACUGGACAUGGCCAGGAAGUUCACAGAUUUUUGAAAAAUUACUCUAGCUGUGUGGCUGUCUGAUAUGAAUGUUUAUGUGGUUUCCACUGACAAGCUCUGAACAUGUUGUUUAGAUUCACAAAGCAGAGGCAGCAAGAGCUCAUAAAACUACAAUACAGACAGAUGCUGAUGUUCAAGUCUGUUUUGCUGCAGAGUAAUUAAUGUUCAUUGUUGGGUAACAACCCAUGUGCUGUGAUUUGUGCAGCCAUGCUACAUCUUACAAGGUCACAAAGAAGAUAGCAAACAAAUCUGUGUCACAUUGACAUGAACAUGGUUCUGCUGUCAAGUUGUUGGGAAAUAGUGAAUGGUUUUCUUCUAGGGCUAACGUUUUGUGAGUACGUCUCUUGCCUAUGAAGGCCUUGGCUGUCACCACUUAUU
Molecule: messenger RNA, 3876 nt
Organism: Lampris incognitus (smalleye Pacific opah)
Lineage: Eukaryota; Metazoa; Chordata; Actinopteri; Lampriformes; Lampridae
Gene: timm44
Product: translocase of inner mitochondrial membrane 44 homolog (yeast)
Exons: 13
Coding region: 1-1359 (452 amino acids)
Biological process (GO): protein import into mitochondrial matrix
Cellular component (GO): mitochondrial inner membrane
Molecular function (GO): protein-folding chaperone binding
Source: RefSeq, a predicted model, not a curated record